Exophiala aquamarina CBS 119918 is the source of this 1677-nucleotide messenger RNA. RefSeq lists its product as uncharacterized. NCBI's taxonomy places the organism in Eukaryota, Fungi, Ascomycota, Eurotiomycetes, Chaetothyriales, Herpotrichiellaceae. The coding region runs from base 1 to 1677 and encodes 558 amino acids. The record is from RefSeq and is a predicted model, not a curated record. Gene Ontology annotation, molecular function: dipeptidyl-peptidase activity. The transcript has a single exon.
AUGGCUUCAGCAAAACUUCCAAUCAAUGAAAGCUUCGAAUUAAUAUGGAAGGACGGGGUUGAUCCCAAGAAAGGGAAAUACCCCGGUUUUCGCCCAAAUGAAAUUGAGAACGUGGAUGGCAUGACCAUUGUUCGCGAUGUUGCUGUGCCACUGAGAGACGGAGUCAAGGUUUACGUCGACAUCCUUCGACCUGAGGGAUCAUCUAGAAAACUUCCUACCCUCAUGACUUGGUCACCCUACGGCAAACACGUACUGAAGAACUUUGACAUGUUCCCAAAUUCUGGCGUGCCUCCUGGGACAGUCUCGAAGUAUGCCGUCUGGGAGGGCUGCGACCCACUCUACUGGACAAAGCGCGGGUAUACCGUGGUUAAUGGUGAUAGUCGUGGAUCAUGGGCAUCUGAAGGGGAUGUAGAAAUCCUCAGCGGCCAACUUGCAGUUGAUGGCUAUGAUGUAAUAGAAUGGAUUGCAACUCAGCCGUGGUCGAAUGGUAAAGUAGGACUAUGCGGAGUAUCAUACCUAGCAAUUGUUCAGUGGCGGAUAGCGCAGCUAAACCCACCUCAUCUCAGCUGUAUCAAUCCAUGGGAAGGCUUUACCGAUGUUUAUCGCGAUCAUCUCCAUACUGGCGGUAUUCCAGAAACAAAAUUCGUUCACUUUACAGAUUGGUCCUGUCAAUUCUCCUACAAUAAGACCGAAAAUUAUGCUGCAAAUCAUAAAGCCCACGAAAUGCUUGAUGCAUAUCAUGAAACUAAGCGAGCGGAGAACCUUUCGGCCAUUAAGGUCCCAGCUUAUGUUGUUGCCGACUGGGGCGACUUUGGCUUACAUACUCGAGGCGCUCUCAACGGCUUUACCUACAUUAGUUCUACAGAGAAGUGGCUCGAAGUACACGCAUCGAAAAAGUGGGAGUAUUUCUACCGCCCAUCUAGUCUUUUGAAACAAGAACAAUUUUAUGCAAAGUAUCUCAAAGAUGAAUUGACUGAAGUGGAUUCAUGGCCUCGAGUACUGAUAGAGAUUCGGGAUAAAGCAUACGAAGGUUUCUGGCGUGCCGAAGAAGAAUGGCCGAUUAAACGAACAAGAUUCUCCCAGAUAUACCUCCAAGCUGCCUAUGGACAAAUGACCGAUGAGCUACCCUUAGGAAUGUCUAGUGUUAGCUACGACGGGCUCUCCAAAGUUGAAAAUGCGCAAUUUAUUUAUAAAUUCAAAGAACCUACCGAGGUCACAGGAAGUAUGAGAUUAAGGCUGUGGGUUUCGACUGAUAUUGGCGAUGACCUCGACCUAUUUGUUCAGUUGGAUAAACUGAAUGUAACUGGGAAGCUACUUCCAUUUGUCGCGUUCUCUAUGUUUGAUGAUGGACCGCUUGGGCUUGGCUGGAUUCGUGCCAGUCAUAGAGAACUCGACCAAGAGCUGACGCACCAUAAUAGACCAUGGUUAACACACAAACGGAAACUACUACUACGUCCGGGAGAGGUUGUGCCCGUGGAUAUCGAGAUUGUAGCCACGUCGACACGAUUCUUCGCCGGGGAAUCCUUGAAGAUGACUAUUCAAGGCACUGAUAUCUUUCGCAAUGAAAAUAUCCCACAAAUGCUGCUCCAUGAGGAUUCAGCGAACAAAGGAAGGCAUUUUAUUCACACCGGGGGGGCUUUUGACAGUUAUCUCGUCUUGCCCAUUAUUGAUAGCUAG